Molecule: messenger RNA, 1800 nt
Organism: Octopus bimaculoides (California two-spot octopus)
Lineage: Eukaryota; Metazoa; Mollusca; Cephalopoda; Octopoda; Octopodidae
Product: interleukin 17-like protein
Cellular component (GO): extracellular region
Molecular function (GO): cytokine activity
Source: RefSeq, a predicted model, not a curated record
UAACUACGUCGUCAAACCAAUUGAACUUGAGACGCAAACUUUGAUAAUUUUGGAAGUUAAAGAAAAUAUCCUGGAAAAAAAAAAAUCAAAAGGAUGCGAUGUAUGUUAUAAGAGUUUUAUCUUUUUUAUCAUACCGGAUAAUGAAAAGUACCUUGUUAAGUGAUAGUGGAUAAGUGUUUCCAAUUAUCUUUUUUAACGUUAUAUUUAAAAUACAUUUUCAUAGAUCAGGAAUUUAACUUAAACAUGAAAGGAAACACUCAUCUACACGAGCAAAAUACGCGCUCAGAGUAUGUCGUGACACGAGGUUACGAAGUAGUCAGUAGACUAUUUAAAUGAAGCAUAAACGUGUAUACUAGACAUAGAAGGAAAACAAGCGAAAUAAGACACAAGGCAGUGAAGUCUCUCUGAACCACAGUGAAAACAAUAUUAUAUAUAUAUAUAUAUAUAUAUAUGUAUAUACAUUAAUCAGAAACAGCCAAAUACUAAUAUUUAAGCACCAAAUAACUACGUAAUUCAUACUUUAUGAACAACAGCAAAAUAUCAUCAUAGUAGCAUUUCAAUAACCCUGCGAUAUAUUUGAUAGAAAAUUGUUACAGAAAAAAACUCAUUUCAUUAUUGAGCUAUUGAAAGUCAUCUAUACAAUAUCUGAGUAAAACUUGACACAAAGAACUGAAUCAAACCAGCAGUCUUACAAUAUUUAAAAUCAAACUCCAUAUUAGAGUUUGAAUUUUUAAAAAAUUCUACACAUAUCCACAGAAACCGAUAAUUUAUUUGAGUAAUUACUUAUAAUCUCGACUGAAUCAGGAAGGAAGCGGUGUAAUUCUUAAUUCAAGCAUCAGUCAGUAAUUUAUUUUAACCCGACAACAAUCUACCUCUGAAAGCGGAUAAUGUAUUUCUCCUCGAUUAUGACUUGCUCUUAUACGAAGGCUAUUUUGUUUGCAUACAUCAUAUCUUUGAUAUACGCAAAACCAACUUCAGACCCAUGUGAAGUUCCAAGUGACUUAAUGAUUCAGUAUAAGCGACUCACUAACGCAUCAAGUGAGACUCUGUUUUUCUCUCACACCCCUAAAUUUACAAUGGAAUCAAAAGAAAUAAAUUUAAUUGUUCCCAACAACGAAAGUAAAGUUCUCAGCAAGGUUUCCACUUGUCCUUGGACUAUCGUUUAUGUAAAUGAUUCAACCGUUUACCCUUCUAAUAGAGCUGAAGCUGUAUGUAGCUGCAAAACGUGCAAUGGAUCUUCUUCCAUAUUUCAGUGUGUUCAAGUUUUUACCAAAGCACCAGUCCUAAAACGAACAAACCAGUGUAUAGAUGGACUAUACGUCUUUAAACCGACAGAAAUUGAUGUGCCAACUGCCUGUGUAUGCGCUUCGGUUAUAUCUUUAGUAGCUGGUUAUGAGAAAAAUGAUAAUAAUUAUAAUAGUGAUGAAUACGUGUACUAAGAAGUUUUUCGUUUAUAAUAAACUUCAUAUCUUUUUUCAAUCUUAUUCGAAUUUUGCUUUAAAGUAGUGAAGGUGGGUUGACAGAAUCGCUUGAGUGACGGAGAAAAUGCAUUGCUGAGUAAAUUGCGUACCUUUAUUCACCUAAUUUAAAUCACACUGGACUUAAUAAAAUAAAUAACAGUUAAGUACUCGAGUUUUAGGCUUAUGCCUACUUAAAAAAAAAAGGAAAGAAAACUCUAAACUUUGUAUUGCAAAUAUUAUUCAACUAUAUUUUCGAUAUUAUACUUUUAUGUAAUUUAUAUUUGAAACAAUAAUUUAUGUGUAUAUUUUUUAUAUUAAAAAUGUUUUUAUUGCAAAAUAA